Scutellospora calospora is the source of this 1065-nucleotide messenger RNA. NCBI's taxonomy places the organism in Eukaryota, Fungi, Glomeromycota, Glomeromycetes, Diversisporales, Gigasporaceae. The record is from the annotation of a GenBank genome assembly.
AUGAAAAAAUCAUUGCUAAUGAUAAUAAUCAUAUUUUCAUUAUUCCUUUACGUAUCAUCAAUAAAACCUAAUUCAAAAUCUAAUUGUCAAUGCUAUGAUUAUCCAAACCCUUUAAAUCGAAAUAAUAAAGUACUCGUACCAUGUCCGAUAUCAAAACAAAAAAAGAUUUCAACAUCGAAUUUGGCAGAUUUGGCAGUACAAGGCUCAAAGAAGAACAUGUUUGAUGUUACUUUUAAAUGUGGAGUAUCAGAUUCGGUAUUAUGCGGAGCAUCACCAGCACGUACAAUACCAUUACAAGAUGAUGAUGGAUUAGUUCGACAAUAUCCACAAGCACUUGUUAAACAAUUUCAAUUUCAAUCACAUCCAGAAUAUGGACCUUAUGAUAUUUUGGCUAUGUUUAAUUCAGCUGGAACAAAUUUUUGGUUUGAUGGAGAUGGAAAAAUAAAACCAGAUCAACAAGAUUUUUUAUAUGUAGUUUUGCAUGAAAUAAUUCAUGGAUUAGGAUUUACAUCUAACUGGCAAGAUUACAUCAACGAAAACAAUCCGACAGCAUUAACACCAGAUAUAUCUUUCAUACCAGAAGGAGAUUCAAAACUUAAAUUUAAUGGAUUCACUGAAAGUGCAUUUGAUAAAUAUAUAAUAAAUCUGUCAACUGGACAUAGAACCUCAGAAAUCACGAAUCAACUUAAUGAAUUUGCAGGAGGAGUAGGAACAGAAUUUUCCAGUGAAGCACAAUUUAAGUCCAAGUUUAAGGCAUCACCUCAAUAUAGCAUAUCUCGUAACAUGAUGAAAACAAUGAUCACACCGUAUUCACUAGGAUUUUUACCGCACGAUAGUAACUCAUCAACGCAGGCGGUUGUCCUUGAAACAAGUUUAUGUCCUUAUGAGCAAGGGUCAAGUGUUAGUCAUGUUGAUCUUAACACAUAUAAUGCUACAAGUGAUUUUUUAAUGAAAUAUUUAGCAGACCGUGGAGCGACCAUGAGUGCUCUUACAGAACUUCGUGGAUGUGCGAACAUUAUCGGACCUAAAUUAAUAUUAAUUCUUGAAACUUUGGGGUACGUCUAA